AUUUAUUAAAUAUAAGACAUAACUCUUCAAGAUGGAAGAAAAAGGAGAUAUUCAGGCUGGAUUUGCCGUCGAGCAAACUUUGUUCGGUAAAUGGUCAUACAGAGGUAUUGAGUGUGAGGACCAGUCACUCGAAAGCUACGUCAGUGUCAAGACCACCAAGUCCAAGGUUUUCUACCCACACACCGCCGGAAAAUACCAAACUAAGCAGUUCGAUAAAGUGAGAUGCCCACUCGUAGAGAGACUUGUCAACUCAUUGAUGUACAAAGGAAGAAACAAUGGUAAGAAGCAAAUGGCCGUCAGAAUUGUCAAGCAAGCCUUCGAAAUCAUCCACUUAUUAACCGGAGAAAACCCAAUUAAGGUUCUUGUCGAUGCCAUCUCUAACUGUGGAGCCAGAGAAGAAUCAACCAGAAUUGGAUCAGGAGGUAACGUCAAGAGACAGGCUGUCGAUGUGUCUCCAUUGAGAAGAGUCAACCAGGCUUUCUAUCUCAUGUGCAAGGGAGCCAGAGAAUCAUCAUUCAGAAACAUUAGAUCUAUCGCUGAAUGCUUAGCUGACGAAAUUCUCAAUGCUUCAAAGGCUAGCACCAACUCUUUCGCUGUCAAGAAGAAGGAUGAGACCGAAAGAACCGCUAAGGGAGACAGAUAA
This is a messenger RNA of Moneuplotes crassus, 643 nucleotides long. NCBI's taxonomy places the organism in Eukaryota, Ciliophora, Spirotrichea, Euplotida, Euplotidae. The record is from the annotation of a GenBank genome assembly.